Molecule: messenger RNA, 5158 nt
Organism: Mesocricetus auratus (golden hamster)
Lineage: Eukaryota; Metazoa; Chordata; Mammalia; Rodentia; Cricetidae
Gene: Knop1
Product: lysine rich nucleolar protein 1
Source: RefSeq, a predicted model, not a curated record
AUGCACGCGGUUUCCACAGCAACCGUGGGCAACGUGAGGCCGCGACCCGGAAGAAGACGGCCCUCCCCGGGGCGGGCCAAAGACUCGAUGAUGACUUCCGGGUCGCGGCGACGCGAGCGCUCACGUGGGGAGGCUUGGCCUGCGGGUGGACCAGGAAUGGUCACCAAGACUCAGAAAGUAGACCUGGUCCCACAGCUCCCAGAGAAGAAGAAAAAGAAGAAGAAAAAGAAGGUGGUGGUUGCAGAGGUCGCAGAACCAGAGACUCAGUACUCAGUCCUAAACAGUAACGAUUAUUUUGUCGAUGUUUCUCCAAGGGCCACAUCCCCCUGUAACAAUGUGGAUGAAGGGCAGGUCCCUGAAAUGUUGCCAGGCAAGAGAAAGAAGAAGAAAAAGUCCCCUAGUGCUCACUUGAAGGAGCACCUGCAGUCUGAGGCCACACGGGCAGGACAGAAUACGUCCCCCAGCCCUAGAAGGCCGGUCCUUGAGCAGUCAGCAGAGUGCCUCAGCGGAGAGAAGAAAAAGAAGAGCAAGUCCUUGCCGCAGGCCACCUCCCAAGGCUCCCAUCUGAAGAACUCCCUAGACCCCAAGCACGCUGAGGAGGUAAGCAAAGCCGGUAAGAAGUCCGGGAAACACAGGAAGGAUAAAAAGGUUCUGGACAGGGAAGCCUUUCCUCCCCAGGACUCUUGGCGCUGUGGGGCUGGGGAUGCUCUGCGCCCAUGCUCAGAGAGGAUGCAGGCUGAGGAGCAGGCAGCCUUGGGGCAGAAAAGGAAGCAGGGCAGCCCCAGAGAGCACAGCAUGAAGAAGAAGAAAAAGAAGACCCACCAAGAGGGAGACAUCCUCCCAGUCCACUUCAAGCUCUCCAUGGAGAACAGCCUGAAGAAAGGAAGUAAGAAGUCAGCCAAAAGUGAGCCUUUGGAGUACAUCCCAAUAGAAAGCCCGAAGACCCCCGGGAAAAAGAAAGUGAAAUCCAAGAAAAAGGUGGAACAGUCAGGUGAUGAGGGGCUGGCUGUGAAAAGGAAGAAGAAGAGGAAAGAGAGUGGAGUAAAGGAAGACCCCUGGCAGGAGGAAGAAGAGCAGUCGGACACAGACCUGGAGGUGGUACUGGAAAAGAAAGGCAACAUGGAUGAGGCUUGCAUAGAUCAGGUGAGGCGGAAGGCCUUGCAAGAAGAGAUUGACCGUGAAUCAGGCAAGACAGAGCCUUCAGACCCCAGGAAAUGGACGGGAACCCAGUUUGGCCAGUGGGACACCGCUGGCUUUGAAAACGAAGAACAGAAGGUGAAAUUCCUGAAGCUUAUGGGUGGCUUUAAACAUCUGUCCCCAUCAUUCAGCCGUCCUCCCAGCAUGACUAAGAGGUCUAACAUGGCCCUGGACAAGAAGUCUUCAGAUAUGCUCCAGCAGAAUCUGCAGCAGGACUAUGACCGGGCCAUGAGCUGGAAGUACAAUCGUGGGGCUGGCCUGGGCUUCCCCUCUGAGGCCCGCAAGGUCUUCUACAUUGACCGGAACGCUUCCAAGUCUAUCAAGUUGCAAGAUUAAACUUUAUUGUCCUGUUCCUCAAACUGCAUUUCUUAGUCAGUUUUGCAGCCACCAAAUUGGCUCGGAUCAGGCACCUGCAGAUACUGAGGACCACUUAUGAUUUUUUUUUUUUUUUCUUUUUUUUUUUUUCGAGACAGGGUUUCUCUGUAUUGUUUUGGAGACUGUCCUGGAACUAGCUCUGUAGACCAGGCUGGCCUCGAACUCACAGAGAUCCGCCUGCCUCUGCCUCCCGAGUGCUGGGAUUAAAGGCGUGCGCCACCAACACCUGGCUUCAUGAUGAGUUUUAAACAAGCAGGUGAAACCUGCUUGUGUGUCAGGAGCCAGUACCAGUGGCUAAAACCUCCUAUUUUCUGUAUUAAACCUUCCACCUCUUUGGGUAAAAGUAUUUUAAGUAAUAGUAGCUAGCAGUUGUUGACGCGUACAGGGCCCUGACUGAAGCGUUUUCCUUGUAUUGAUGUAUUUAAACCUAAUUAUGGAAUGGGUGCUACUCUCAUCUUCAUCUUAUGGAUGCCGCAACUUAAGUUCAGGGAUAAAUAAAAUCGCCAAGGGUCACCUUCAGGAGUACAUCACCCUGCAUCUGAAUGAAGAAAGCAAGUGUUGUGCCAUUUCUUCCAUAGGGACCAACAAAUUUUUUUCCUUACCUCCUCCUCAGGAGGCAGGUGAGGUGUACCGGCCAGAUGUGACCAAGCGUGUCCUCUGUGGGAGAUAACCUCUGAGCUGGCUGCUUUCAUCCGGCCAACUGAGUGCUGUGCUCGCAUUUGAUGUUUCUGUGCAUUGACCGGAUCUCAAGCAAGGCAUUUUGGACAGGUAAUCCUGCAUAUGAACCCAUGUGAGAUUCUCAGCAGUGUGUUCCCAAGGGAGACAUCUUGGACAACUUGUGUGAAGUCAAAUAUAAGGAGGAAUGGAGAAUACGGUGCUUUAUCUACUGCGGGCACAUCCUUAUCCUGAACUACACGGCAAGCUCCAGGUUCAGAAAUCUGCAUGACAUGACUUUCUCUUCUACCAACCUUUGACAGUCUGGGCAUCAUGGUUAACAUAAGGACGUUUUCCUAUCUCUUGGCCUGGCACCUCACCCAGAUAUCCCAUUGCAAGCCUGGUCUCUCACAAGCAGAAACCCUAGUCAGGGGCUUGGGUAUUGGAGGAUUGAUGCUGCACUCAUCCAGGACAUUCAUUCUUUGGUUUCAUCCUCAGUGUUUGUGUAAUUGAGCUGGUUGGGAAGAUGACAGAAGCAAUUCCAGGCUGCAAAUGCCCCAGUUUUCUAGAGUUGGCCAAAGAAACUUCCAGCAGUCUCGUGGAGAAUGUUCUCUGGCUUCAUUCAGUUCUGUGUGGUUGGUCCUAUGUUGAACCCUUUGGUGAGGGAGAUGUUCCUCAGCCAGAGAGAGGGUGAGGUAUUCCAUACUGCCAUAUAGCCAGCAGUGGUGGCACAGCCUGAAGCAACUGCCUCUACCCGACCCUGUUCCGACCUGUAGGCAUAGGCCGUGUCAUAUCCUACAAGUGUGUCUGCUAGCAAAGACCUUUUUUUUUUUUUUUGGUUUUUCGAGACAGGGUUUCUCUGUGGCUUUGGAGGCUGUCCUGGAACUAGCUCUUGUAGACCAGGCUGGCCUCGAACUCACAGAGAUCCACCUGCCUCUGCCUCCCGAGUGCUGGGAUUAAAGGCGUGCGCCACCAACGCCCGGCCCUAGCAAAGACCUUUUUAAGCCUCUUUCCUCAGAUGAACUUGGUCUUUCAUAGAUUCAGCCUCAAGAAACAAAAAAGAGCCACCUUCAUUCUCAGAGGGCAGAAUUCUGACUUUGAGGCAACCUCUAGACCAGUGUUUGUCAACCUGUGGGUUUCGACAUCUACAUGGGCUGGGUUGCCAUCUCAUGCCACAUAUACCUUGGUAACUGUCACCCAAGCGUGUGCACCAGGUCUUUUUCUUACCUGUGACUAGUCUCAGUGCUGAAGGACUUAUGUUUGUAGCUUGCUGUCUCAGCACUGACUUAGGUGCUCCAUUUGCUCACUCCUCUGUAAGUAAGAAUUGGAGUCUAAGAGCAAAUAGGCUGUAGGGCCUCCUCAGGAGUCCAGCCUUGUCUCUGCACUGAAAGACUCUGCUUCUAUUAACUAGGCUUUUGUCCUACUGGUGGUGGCUUGAGCCACCAUACUCCCCGUCUCCAUAUCUUAUACCUUCCCAGAACUUCAGUCUUCUGCUUGAUGUCUCCAUGUGGGUGUGGGCUGUCAGUGACCCAAUACAGGCUUUGAACUUGUCUGUUUCUCUCUCAGGCAUUUCUCACCACUUGCUGGUGCUUUAUAGUAAUAUCCUUGUCCAUAGUCACCCGCCAACAGUCACCCGUAUCUCAUGGUUCCUACCACUUUGUUCUUGGGCUGAUUUCUGCACAGUCUACUUGAGUCCACAAGGCCACACCCUGACUGUGACCUGUCAGAAGGAUCCCAACUAGCCACUGUUGUCCCCUAAAGGAGGGUAUGACUCAGCUCUGCAAGCUUCAUGCUACUCAGGUUGUAGCAGGCAGAACCCCCCCCCCAACCCCAUACCCUUGGCAGAAGGGAAUUAAGGUUGCUAGUCAAAUUGAUUUGAAAUAAAGAUCCUGGAUUACCUGAGUAGGCGCCUCACAAAAUCCCUUAACUGGAAGGUGACAGAAGAGUUAGUGUGGAAGAAACAUGGAAGGACAGCUACUUGAAAGGAAAAGGCCACAAGCCAAGACCUCGGGCAGUCCUUAGAAACUGGGCAGCACUUCCACCAGAGUACCCACAAAGGAGCUUAGUCUUGGUGACACCAUGACCUAGCCCAGAGGGACCAGUGAGUUCUGACCACCAAUUUUCAGAUGGUAAAAAACACAAGAAGCCAUUAUGUAUGUAAUUUGUUAAAGUAGCAAGAACCAGGAACUAAGGACAUGAAGUGUCCCUGUUACUCAUUUCCUAAAUCUUAUAUGUCCUUCCUAAAGGGAGUAGAUGCCAUCCUGUGGAGAUGGAAUUUCAAAGACCAGCCUGCCAGUAACAGGCAAGGGAAGCUGUUCCAGUCCACACUUCUGCCCAGGUUGACAACAAGAUUCAGAGGACCUGUGGUAUGUGUACCUAAUGCAAGGCUAAACUGAGGUUAACACAGGAGCACUGGGAAUUCGCUGGGCCAGUGUUGGGAGCUGAUGCUGUCCAACAGGGGCAGCAACAGCAGUGCUUUCUGGGUGCUGGUUCACAGCAGAAGAGGCAUUCAGCAUCUGAUUUUUAUUUUUUUGAGAGUGGCUUAUUUAUCCCAGACUGGCCUCAAACAUGUAACUGAGGACUAUGAACUCUUGAUCCUCCUGUCUCUACCUCCUGAGUACUGGGAUUACAGGCCUGGACCACCACACUCAGUUUAUGUGGACAUUGUGGAUGCCCGGCAAGCAUCCCACCACCUAAGCCACGUCCUCAGCCUCAUCUUCUGUUUGUUCGGUUAAUUUUUUUUUUAAAGACAAUUUUCUCAAUUCCGUGGGGUGGUGGGAACUGUCAUCAGAUUGGCCUCAAAUAUACAACAGUAACGCUGGUUUCAUAUGAGUAAGCACAUGAAUUUAUAUAUAAAUGAUUUUUCAUUUUCUUAGAUUAGUCUUGUAUAGUGUUUCAGAGUAAUGAUUAAUAAAAAUCCAUGCCUAAAGCA